UUUUAUUUUUUUUUUAAUUCAUCUGCUACUCAAAUGUAACAAAUGGAUUACACUGAAUAACUGUUGGUACGUGUUUUGCUGUAAACAAGGAUGGAUAAAGGGAAAUCUCUCAAGAACAUUAAAUGCUCACAACCAUUUCAGACUUCAGUCUGUGAACGAGAUAAAAAGGUGUUUAGCAAGAGAUCAGGCCACUCUUAGACCAGCGGGCUAAAAUUAGACCUGGUCCAUGAGGUUUAGACAGCGCUAACACUUUCACCGUUUGUUGUUGUUAUGUCUGCAAGGGUUUACAGUCGAAGCUCAGGACCCCGUUCGAUUAGCAUAAAGUUAGGAAAAUGAAAAGCCAUUGGUGACAACUAACUGGAUUAAGGAACGUUGAAUGAGGAGCUGCCCGGAGUGUAACCAACGGUGAUGUGAGAGGGAUUUCCCUUUGUCGGCUCUGCCUGUGCUUUCCUGGCCUUCCAGCUAAUCCUCAGCUAUUCUCACCAACGACCUUGGACUCAAUGCUAAUCUGACCGUAGAGAGAGAGAGAGAGAGAAAGUCUACGUGUCUUUAAAUCUUCAGAGGCUGAUUCUGCUCGUGUUAUGGGGAGCUUGGAUGAAGAACAGCGUCUGUCUGAUGCUUGCUCAGGUAUGAUCGUCCUCGUGUGCAGCAGUCAUGCUCUGUGAGGAGUCGUCCGCUGGGAUCACUGCUGCUCUGGAUUCUGUGGUUCGGCUGAAACCCGACACUGAGACCUCCACGGAUCCUGUACAGGAAGUCAUUCACUGUAGCACUUAUGUUUCCUCUGUCAUCCCUGCACAUGGAGGCAUCAGUCUGAACAGCGAGGAGCCGUUCUGUCGUAUCUGUCAUGAAGGCAGCAGUGCGGGCGAUCUGUUAUCGCCCUGUGAGUGUGCCGGGUCUCUGGCGAUGGUGCACCGUGUUUGUCUGGAGCACUGGCUCACGGCCUCCGGCACCAGCCACUGCGAGCUCUGCCACUUUCAAUUCGCUCUGGAGAGACUUCCCAAACCGCUCACGGAGUGGUUCACUACACCCUCCAUGCAGCACCAGAGGCGAACGCUGUGCGGGGACGUGAUCUGUUUCCUGUUCAUCACACCGUUAGCGAGUCUGUCGGGCUGGUUGUGUGUGCAGGGAGCCCUGGAUCUGUACUACAGCAACAGCAUGGAGGCCAUCGGACUCAUAGUUCUCACACUGACACUGUUCACCAUUUACCUCUUCUGGUCUGCUGUAUCCCUUCGUUAUCACAUUCACCUUUUCAGGACAUGGAAUGCGACGAAUCCCAGUGUCCGGCUACAGAUUCCCCGCCCUGUGAAGACACAUAAGACACCAAAACAUCUAACAUUGCACUUCUUGUGCAAAUACAAUAACAAGGAGACCAUGGUGUAAUGCCGACAACAGCAUCAGGAAUACAUUUCAUGAUGUCUUGAUUUUGUGAGAAGCCCUGAUUCAGAGUCACACUCAGAUUUGGGACUCACACUGAAUUGAAGCGAUGCCCAAAUUUGGAGUGACACCCUAAUUUUGAGAGCGAUUCGGAGUGAUGCCCUGAUAUUGAGAGACAUCCUAAUUUAGAGCAACACCCUGAUUUGGAGCAACGUGCUGAUGUGAAGUGAUGUUUUUACUUUGUUUUGUAAAUAACGAGAAACUUUAAAGAAACUUUUCAGUCAUGAAAUCUCAUCAAAACAUGGGAAAAGCAUGUCAAACCACAGGAAAAGAACACAUAAAGCAGAGAACAAUGGUGUUGAGAUGAUAAUAACUGAGCUAUUUAUACCUGCAAGUUUCACUUUACAUGAGUGUUACAAUUAUUCAGAAGAAUAUAUAUCUAGGUGAACGUACAGUAACUAAGACAAUCAUACAGAUCAUUUUGUUUGCUUUGUCAUGGAAACACUUGAAUUAUAUAGAAAAAUGUGAAUAUUUAACCAAAAGACUAAAACAAAUAUGCUUUAAAAUCUUGUGGACAUUGAAAAUGUCACAUUGGAAAAUCCUCACGAGAAAAUAUCGAUUUUUUUUUUUUUGUAUUAAUACUUUUAUUUACAGAGGAUGCAUUAAAUUGGUCAAAAGUGACAGUGAAGACAUUUAAAAUGCUUUUAA
Messenger RNA from Megalobrama amblycephala (Wuchang bream), 2082 nucleotides. RefSeq lists its product as uncharacterized. Gene Ontology annotation, molecular function: zinc ion binding; ubiquitin-protein transferase activity. NCBI's taxonomy places the organism in Eukaryota, Metazoa, Chordata, Actinopteri, Cypriniformes, Xenocyprididae. The record is from RefSeq and is a predicted model, not a curated record. The transcript has 5 exons. The coding region runs from base 655 to 1380 and encodes 241 amino acids. Gene Ontology annotation, biological process: protein ubiquitination.